GAUUCAGACCGAGAUUUUCGAUACAAAUUCUUCGAUAAAGAAAACCCUUCCUAAACUCAGGCAGUUCCUAAACUCGGAGUCUUACGCGGAGAUAGAGAUAGAUGAUCACAUGACUAUGAUAAAAGAGGACGAAAAGACAGUCGAGUUUUCGAGAUCGGUCGCGAGAUUCUAAAGUGUAUCCCGAGAAGUUUGCAGUUUGGCGUUUGCGCGACCGCUCUACGGUGGGACACGUGAUUUCCGCGGGGUGGUGUACACUGAGGUCAUCGUGAAUGGUGCUGAAAGGUGGUGAACGUGUUUCCUACGGCCGUUAAGGGCGGUUCGUGAUGUUUAGCUGCCACGGGAGAUUUUAGGUGUACGGAUUAUCGGGGAUAGACUACAUAUUGAUAAGGCAUGCUAUGCGUCAGAACACCGGAAACGGAGGUCCGUGCAGAAGAUGACGGGGUUAAGUAGAUAAAGGGAGCAGCCUGGCCGCCAUCGACGACGGACGAUUCCCUCGGCUCCUCUCUUUCUCACCGCAGCGCACAAUGCUCUGCCAUCGCGCCCUUGUCGUUCUCUUCGCUGUCAACGUGCCAAUCGUGACGGGGCUAGAGCCAGACUUCGCUUAUCCGCUGGAGAACGUAACGAUCCCUCAGGGUCGAGACGCUACCUUCACCUGCGUAGUGAGCAACCUCGGUGGAUACCGGGUGAGUCCUUCCUCCUCCGCGAGCGGAGAUCACUCUGGCAGCGCCAAGGCCCGGGUGGCGUGGAUCAAAGCGGACACGAAGGCGAUCCUGGCGAUUCAUGAGCACGUUAUCACGAACAAUGCCCGUCUAUCGGUGACCCACAGCGACUACAACACGUGGACAUUGAAUAUUCGCGGAGCACGCCGAGAGGAUCGCGGGAUUUAUAUGUGCCAGGUCAACACGGAUCCCAUGAAGAGUCAGAGCGCGUUUUUGGAGGUAGUAAUACCGCCAGACUUCAUCGCGGAGGAGACCUCGAACGACAUGAUGGUUCCCGAGGGAGGUUCCGCGAAGCUGGUGUGCAAAGCGCGCGGUUUUCCCAAGCCCGACAUCGUGUGGAAACGAGAAGACGGCGCCGAAAUCAUUUCGCGGACCGGCCAUUCCGGCGGCAAGAUAAAAUCACUCACUGCAGAGGGCGAAACGCUGACUUUGUCGAAAGUAACGAGGGGCGAGAUGGGUGCCUACCUGUGCAUCGCCAGCAACGGAGUGCCUCCGUCAGUCAGCAAACGAAUGAUGCUGCACGUGCACUUUCACCCAAUGGUCCAGGUACCGAACCAGCUGGUCGGGGCUCCGAUCGGAACUAACGUCACGCUGAUCUGUCUCGUGGAAGCGUCACCUAAGGCAAUUAAUUACUGGACUCGGGAGACGGAUGAAAUGAUAAUUAGCAACAGCAAGCACACGAUGUCCGAGGUGAAGACAUCGGUGUACAGCGUGCAAAUGCGAUUGGUAAUCAUGAAUCUACAGAAGCUCGAUCUGGGUGGUUACAAGUGCAUCUCGAAGAACUCUAUCGGCGAUGCUGAAGGAAACAUUCGGCUUUACGAUAUGGAGCUGCCUAAGCACUCCAAGAAGCCCAAUGAUCAGCGAUCGGACGACGACGAGAGCGACUCGAUCAACAGCAGGUUAAACCAUGUGCCUCGGGGCUCCCUGAGGGAAACGGAAUCGACCCUGGAACCGGCCUUCGACGCGGACGACAAUUCGGCGUCGACCACCUCGAGGGAGAACGUGCCGCCCGCGACGAUCGGUAUCGUCCUGAUCGCGCUGCACCACUUGCUCGUUUUGACGUAAGAUAGACGUAGCCUACCUACCCUUAAACUCAAACUACGUUCACCACGAGCUCGAUUCUCUAACCUAAGGAAAUUGCGCGAGAUAGCGACGGAAUAGUCCCGUCGAGUCGCGUUCUCGGCGAUCCACAACGUUGAUUGCCGCUGAUCUAACUUCAGUAUCGAUAUAUAUCGUCGAUACUGACGAAACAAUAGCUACAAUAUUUUAUACCGAAGCUACUACGCGCCACGUUGCCGAAGGAUACUGAUACGUUUAAAAUAUUGAACAAAAUUCACCAAAUUGAUGAACGAAAUCGCGAACAA
Messenger RNA from Linepithema humile (Argentine ant), 2083 nucleotides. RefSeq names its product lachesin-like. NCBI's taxonomy places the organism in Eukaryota, Metazoa, Arthropoda, Insecta, Hymenoptera, Formicidae. The record is from RefSeq and is a predicted model, not a curated record. Gene Ontology annotation, cellular component: neuron projection.